UGAUGAAGGUUAACUAACAACUACGUUUUGGAACAAAGUCGAUAUAUUCUAUGAAGACAAGGACAUGUAGAGAUAAAAGAGUAUAAAUAAUGAUAUUACCAAUUAAGCUUUCUCUUGAACAUAUCAUCAAAACAACACCUUAUGAGCAAAUGGCUUAUGUUCACCUACUCAUGUCUCUUCUCAUUUUCAUUACCUUCAAAUCUUCAAUCUCUGUCGUCCCUGAUCCACCAACACAAAACCUAAUCAACAGAAUCUGCAAACAAACCAUUGAUUUCAAGUUCUGCAACCAAACAAUCACAUCUCAGCUAGUCAGACGACAAACUUCAAUCAAAACAAUCGCGAAACUAACCGCAGCUAAAGCUUGGAUCAACGCGAUACAAACGCUCGAUAACAUCGAAGAUUCUCUUCUUCCGAAAGCGAAAGAUAAACGAGACAAAGCAGAGUUUGAUGCUUGUAGGAAAGCUUAUAAGUUGGUGGAUGCUCAUUUAGACAACGCGUUGAAGUAUUUGUAUUUACGAGAUUAUAGAUUCAUGAGAGCGUAUCAAGCUCUUGCACUUGUGAAUAUUUCCAUGUGCAGGACUAGUUUUUUCCAUCCGACGCCUAUGGUUUAUGCGAAUUGGAACAUGAAGAUGUUGACGGAUAUAGCGAUUUAUGCUGGCAAGAUUCUUUCUCCUCCUCCUCCUCUUACGAAGAAGAGCAAGUCGCCAUGAAAGACGUCAAUUUUGAAAGUUGGAGCUUUGUUUCUCUUUUAUUCUUAUUAUUCAAUAGAAUAGUAUUUUUUCUGAAUUAUUUCAAACAAAAUUCCAAAACAAUUAUAUACGACAAUGUUUUCUUUGUUAUGUAGGGAAAAAUAUAGGCUGAGUCAUUUUUUUCUAUAUAUACUUGUUUC
Arabidopsis thaliana (thale cress) is the source of this 889-nucleotide messenger RNA. RefSeq names its product Plant invertase/pectin methylesterase inhibitor superfamily protein. Gene Ontology annotation, molecular function: pectinesterase inhibitor activity; enzyme inhibitor activity. The record is from RefSeq and is marked reviewed. The transcript has a single exon. NCBI's taxonomy places the organism in Eukaryota, Viridiplantae, Streptophyta, Magnoliopsida, Brassicales, Brassicaceae. Bases 90 to 710 code for a protein of 206 amino acids.